Messenger RNA from Danaus chrysippus (African queen), 228 nucleotides. Lineage: Eukaryota; Metazoa; Arthropoda; Insecta; Lepidoptera; Nymphalidae. The record is from the annotation of a GenBank genome assembly.
AUGGUAUACGUCUGUAGUCCAGAAUCUUCUAGAAUCGCAAACAAAGUAGCCAAUUUCUCAAAAGCGACAAGGAAUUUCGUUUGCGUUAGACAAAAGACACCGAUAACCCUGCGCCUGCGCAUUGCAAUUCUACGUAGGAUCUUUGUUCUUGACGUGAUACUAAUGGCGGCACCCGACGACGCCUGCUAUUUACCAGACACCCAUCUUAACGACGCACCAUCAGUUUGA